Daktulosphaira vitifoliae (grape phylloxera) is the source of this 1573-nucleotide messenger RNA. Its product is annotated as nucleolar protein 8-like. Gene Ontology annotation, molecular function: RNA binding. The transcript is spliced from 8 exons. The record is from RefSeq and is a predicted model, not a curated record. Bases 166 to 1482 code for a protein of 438 amino acids. Lineage: Eukaryota; Metazoa; Arthropoda; Insecta; Hemiptera; Phylloxeridae.
UAAAUAUAAGAAAUGAAGCAACGAACGUAAUUUGAUUGUCAUGUUAAUUAAUUCGCUUGUAGCUUCAUAUACGUGUCCACACUUGAAUGGAAUGAUAAAGACGUACAUUAUCAUUAGCCGUAUGAUUCAGCAAGAAAUCUGUUAAAUGAACGAAAAAAACUAGAAAUGGGUAACAAUGACGAAAAAGACGAAUAUAAAAGAAAUUUACCAUCAUUCAAAGGAAUUGGAUCUCUAAAACAAGGAACAUUUAACAAAGACUUAAAUAAUGAAGAUAAAAAAAAAAACCAAGAAGCUGAAACCAAACGCCAGAAAGCUUUGGCUGAAAAGUGGGAUAAACUACAAAAUCAAAAAACAACUAUUGCUAAUGCAUUAAAAGGUGAAUCCAUUAACAAAAAGAUAAAAUUUGAUGAAGAUGGAAGUGAAGAAUUAGCUUCAAAUACAAUUAAGCCAUCUAAAAAAAUGUCCUUAUUUGAAGAUGAGCCAAAUGAAACUACUAAUGAAGAAUUUGUCUCAAAUUUUAAACUUAAAUUAAAAUUUGAUGGUGAAAAGGGUCAAAAAUUGUUUAAAAUGCAAACAACCAAAUCUACUGGUGAUAAUCGUUUCUUAAUGGAUAAACGCUUUUUUGAUGAACAAGAAAUGACUGAAAAAAUUAAUGAUAAUGAAAUAGAAAAACAAAUGAAUAUUUUAGAAGAUGUUGUUGGCCGAUCAUUAACUAAACCUAAGAAAGAUAUAAUGGAAGAUAGAAUGUUUAAUAUGGUAAGAUAUGACCCAACUCAAGAAGAACAUAAAAUAUAUAUUAAAGAUAAACCUGAUUUACCUAAACAAAAACGGUCAAAAAAACAAAAACCAAAAGUUGAAGAACAAAAAAUUGUUUCUGAACCAAUUAUAGACACACAAAAAUAUUUUAAAGUUGAAAAUAAAUUGAAAGAUGUAUUUAGCAAUGAAAAUCAAUUUCGUUUAACUAGUUUAUUUCCAACACCACAUAAAAGUGAAAUUGACAGAAAUGAAUAUCAAACAAAAAAAAUAACUAAACAUAAAAAAAUAUUAGGAAAAAAUCCUUUUAUUGAUGAUUCUAGUGAUUCUGAUAAUGAAGAAGAAAUUGAAAAUAAAGAUAAUACAAUCACUGAUAUACCAUCAGAAAAAUUGUUAGGUUCAAGAGGUGUUUGGAGAGAAUCAUUCUUUUUUAAAAUUAAUGACUCGAGGUUUAAAGAUGCUGAAGAAUUCUAUGAUCCUAAACACAAUAAAAAUACAUAUUCUGGUAGUCAAGACCCAAGAUUUAUAAAAAAACGAGAAUUACUGAGAGAAUUUUUGAAAACUAAAGAUAAAAGACACAGAAGAGAAUUAGGCAAAAAAAUGUUCAGUAAGAAAUUAGGAGGUACCCACAAUAGUUCAGAUAAAACAAAGAAAAAUAAAGUUAUCAAGAGUAAAAAGUUAUUCUCUAAUAAGAAUCACAGAAUAACUAAAAAAAAGAAAUUGAAAUAGUAUUUUAUAUAUGUUGGAGCCUAAUUGUUAAUUUUAUUUUAUUCAAUGGACAAAAAUUUGCUUUUUAAUAAAAAUAAAUCUAUUCUGUUUA